AACCAAAAUGUUUAGUUACGUCACGGCGGUCAAAGUUCACCAGUUCGCCUCUCAAAAUGGCGGACGAACCUACACGAGAGUGGAGCGAAGAGCAGCUCAAAAGUGAUGAUUUGCCCAAAAAAGACCUCAUAAAGUUCAUUCAGGACAAUGCAGCCAAAUCGUUCCUCAAUGAGCACAAGCUGCUGGGAAACAUCAAGAAUGUGGCCAAAACAGCAAAGAAAGAACAACUGGUUAUCGCCUACAACCAGCUGUUCGAGAGCAAACGAUUUAAAGGCACCGAACCAAUCGAAGAAGUGACAGAGCAGGUCAAAGCUGUCAAAAUCGAAGAAAAACCCAAAGAAGUCAAGGAGGUUGUGGACGAGGGUCCACCCAAGUACACCAAGUCAGUACUGAAGAAAGGUGACAAGGUAAACUUUCCGAAGAAAGGCGAAACUGUGAGCUGCUGGUACACUGGUUCCCUGGAGGAUGGGACUGUCUUUGACACUAAUAUCCCCGCAGCGGCGAGAAAGAAAAGGCAAACUAAACCACUGAGCUUCAAAGCUGGCAUGGGCAGAGUCAUCAGAGGAUGGGAUGAGGCCAUCAUGACGAUGAGCAAGGGUGAAACAGCUCGACUGGAGAUCGAACCAGAGUGGGCUUAUGGAAGGAAAGGUGUCCCUGAAAACAAAAUUCCACCCAAUGCAAAGCUGAUUUUUGAGAUCGAGCUCGUGUCUGUGGAUUAACUGCCGAACGUUGGCCAGCAUGCACUUCAUUCAAAGGAUGGAGGGGGAGAAAAGAAUCAACAGCCUUGUUGAAAAGAUUCGAGUUAAAAUGAUAUUUGGACUGCACUGUUCUGUUUCUACUUUGUCUCAUCACGUUACAGGAAACAAUGAUCGGUUAUUACAGUGUCUUAUGUUUUGGCCCAAAAGUGGCGGCUUGUCAAUAAUGUAUAUAUGAGACACCCUGAAACCUUAUUCUCUGUAUUUUUCUUUUUCUUUUGCAUGUAAAUGUAAAAUAAACCUGUUUCAGAGACUUAA
Acanthopagrus latus (yellowfin seabream) is the source of this 1013-nucleotide messenger RNA. RefSeq names its product FKBP prolyl isomerase 3 (gene fkbp3). NCBI's taxonomy places the organism in Eukaryota, Metazoa, Chordata, Actinopteri, Spariformes, Sparidae. Gene Ontology annotation, molecular function: peptidyl-prolyl cis-trans isomerase activity. The transcript is spliced from 7 exons. The coding region runs from base 57 to 719 and encodes 220 amino acids. The record is from RefSeq and is a predicted model, not a curated record.